This is a messenger RNA of Cucumis sativus (cucumber), 1086 nucleotides long. RefSeq names its product tropinone reductase homolog. Gene Ontology annotation, molecular function: oxidoreductase activity. The coding region runs from base 129 to 908 and encodes 259 amino acids. Lineage: Eukaryota; Viridiplantae; Streptophyta; Magnoliopsida; Cucurbitales; Cucurbitaceae. The record is from RefSeq and is a predicted model, not a curated record. The transcript has 4 exons.
AUACCAAUUUUGAGAGAGGGAAGAAAUAAAUUGUGGGGAUCUCUCGUGUUUGGGUACCCAAGAACAGAGUUGAAAUCCAUUCCCUUAUCUCUUGCUUCCAUUUCUUUCUUCAAUUCAAUUCAUCGCUCAUGAGUUCCCCACUUCAAAGAUGGUCUCUCAAUGGCUUCACUGCUCUCGUUACUGGCGGAACUCGAGGCAUUGGAUACGCCAUAGUUGAAGAACUUGCUUCACUUGGUGCAUCCGUACACACUUGUUCACGUAACCAAACAGAGAUUGACCAAAGGCUUCAGGAAUGGCAACAAAAAGGCUUCAAAGUUACUGCCUCUGUUUGUGAUCUCACUUCAUCUUCUCAGCGUCAGCAACUCAUUGACACUGUUUCUUCCAUCUUCAAUGGAACCCUUAACAUCCUUGUCAACAACGCAGGGACAGUGACAAUGAAAACAGCAACAGAGUACACAACUGAGGAUUACAAUUACAUGAUGAGUACAAAUUUCGAGGCGCCAUAUCAUCUCUCCCAAAUUUCUCAUCCAAUUUUGAAGGCUUCUGGCUAUGGAAGUAUUGUGUUUGUGUCGUCCAUUGCAGGAGUUACUGCUUUACCAAGAAUUUCAAUCUAUGCAGCAACGAAAGGGGCAAUCAACCAAAUAACGAAGAACUUGGCGUGUGAAUGGGCAAAGGAUAAUAUACGUAUCAACACGGUGGCGCCAUGGGGGGUUAGGACAACAAUUUCCACACCGGAUGCGGCGGCUGUGGAGGAGUAUGGGCGGUUGAUUGGGCGGACACCAGCGGGGCGACUUGGUGAGCCGGAGGAGAUAUCGUCGGUGGUGGCAUUUUUGUGUCUUCCUGCGGCUUCCUAUGUCAGUGGGCAGAUCAUUUGUGUGGACGGUGGCUACACUGCCGGUGGGUGGUAACUGGUAAGGCAAACAAACCUAUAGAAAAUUGCGAAGUCACCUAUUCAAUACACUAUGUAACUUUGUUGUGAAAGAGACAAAAAUAAACAAAACUUGGAAAUUGUGCAUGUGCAGACUCUGAUGUGUUAUUGAAUCAUAAACUUUGAAUGUAGACUCAUUUAAUAUUUAGAACAAAAAA